AUGCAAUCGCCACCACCGCCAAUGACGCCGUACGAAGAGAACAUAACGCGGUCCUAUCAGUACCUCAACGGUGUCCGCAUGCAGUCAGCGAUUCUGUUUAGCAGCACCACUUUCUGCAUUGACCGCUGCCUUGAUACAGAGGAGCUGUACACGCUGAUGCGCACGACAAACGCGCCGAUCUCCUACCGCCUUCAGAAGGACAUGGAGGAGAAGAAGUGCGUGCAAAACUGCAGUGCCAAGUGGGACGAGCUCUUCAACCUCACGCUCACAGAAACGAACGAAGCUGCCAUUCGUGAUGUGCAGGCGAGCGCUAUCGCGAAGAUGAUGGGUGCGAUUCAGCAGUAG
This is a messenger RNA of Leishmania braziliensis MHOM/BR/75/M2904, 345 nucleotides long. RefSeq lists its product as hypothetical. The coding region runs from base 1 to 345 and encodes 114 amino acids. The transcript has a single exon. The record is from RefSeq and is a predicted model, not a curated record. NCBI's taxonomy places the organism in Eukaryota, Euglenozoa, Kinetoplastea, Trypanosomatida, Trypanosomatidae.